ACGACUUCACACCAAAACCAUUUAAUCACGUGCAACAUCAAACUACCCCUAAACAUACAAAUUCACUGUUAAUAAGCGCGGUCUCUCUCAAAUUACAAUUAUACCAUCAUCUUUCUUCUCUCUUGAUACCAUGAUUUCUUGAAAAGAAGAAAAUCAUCCCCCAAAUUUGAUUUUCAUUUUCUCUAGAAAAUAAACAAACAUGUCUGACGCGUUGAUUAAUGGAUUGGCUGGAGCUGGAGGAGGGAUCAUUGCUCAACUUAUCACAUACCCUCUUCAAACUGUAAACACUCGUCAACAAACAGAUCGUGAUCCGAAGAAGGACAAAAAGAAUCUAGGAGCUUUUCAGCAAAUGUGUCAGGUUGUGAAACAAGAGGGGUGGGAGCGAUUGUAUGGAGGCUUGACACCAUCACUUGUUGGUACAGCUACAUCUCAGGGUGUUUACUAUUAUUUCUAUCAAAUAUUCAGGAACAGAGCUGAAGAAGCUGCAUUAGAGAAGAAAAUGCUAGGCCAUGGUGAUGGCUCCGUUGGGAUGAUCUCCUCGCUUAUUGUUGCUGCUUUAUCUGGCUGUGUUAAUGUGCUCUUGACGAAUCCUAUAUGGCUAGUUGUUACGCGCAUGCAGACACAUAGAAAAGAGUCGAAGAGAAGUCUCUCUGAUUGGCGGUUGCCAGACACCACUGAACAAAAGAUGCUUUCUACCUUUGAGCCUCUUGCUUAUGGAACUAGCAAUGUGAUUCAAGAAGUUUAUAAUGAAUCUGGAGUUUUGGGUUUCUGGAAGGGUGUGUUGCCGACAUUGGUCAUGGUUAGCAAUCCUUCCAUACAGUUCAUGUUGUACGAAACCUUGUUAGCAAAGUUGAAAAAAGAACAUGCUAGCAAUGGAGUAUCUGCUUUGGAGGUAUUUCUUCUUGGAGCUUUGGCUAAGCUUGGAGCAACAGUUGUAACCUAUCCUCUUCUUGUUGUGAAGGCAAGGCUUCAAGCUAGACAGGUUAAAAAUGGAGACAAGAGACACAAUUAUGAAGGUACAUGGGAUGCUAUUAUUAAGAUGAUCCGAUAUGAAGGGCUUAAUGGAUUUUACAAAGGCAUGGGAACCAAAAUUGUACAAAGUGUUCUAGCUGCAGCCGUUUUGUUCAUGGUGAAGGAAGAACUUGUUAAGCAGACUCGUUUCUUGCUUACAAAGCCAAAGCCUCUUUGAAUGGGGAAUCACUUAUUUUAAUUUUGCCCAUAGAUUGAUAAUUCACGAACCAUGUUUAUUUGGCAUAUUCAUUCUAGUGAUAGGAAAUAGAUUGUGGCAUUGGAAAGCUUGCAACUCAUUUAAUAGAAGAUUAGAAUAUGGCUUUCACCUUGGAUAUUAUUUUAAGACAUGCUCCUAAAUGGAAUUUCGUGUUUAAAAGUACAUGCAAAAAGGCACGUGAUUGUCAAUUAUAAUAUUUAUUUUGAGUUUUAUAAUAAAAA
Molecule: messenger RNA, 1449 nt
Organism: Cicer arietinum (chickpea)
Lineage: Eukaryota; Viridiplantae; Streptophyta; Magnoliopsida; Fabales; Fabaceae
Product: peroxisomal nicotinamide adenine dinucleotide carrier
Biological process (GO): transmembrane transport; nucleotide transport
Source: RefSeq, a predicted model, not a curated record